ACUCUCUUUCCCUUGUGGAGCUUGUGAUUGUUUCGUGAACGUAACGACUUUUCCGUCGUCAACGAUUCCACCUUCGUUUCGUCUUAAACCGUCCCCUUCAUUUUUCCCCUUUGUUUGUGCAAGAAUUUUUAAAAAUGUCUGCGACAUACGCUAGUUUCAUGGAAAAGCUUGACAAAAUUUUACAUCAAAAAUCAAUUAUUACUCCAUAUCUCGAAAAAGCGGAGCAACUCACCGGAGUUAAACGAGUCCAUUUAGCGCUAGGAUUCGGAGUAAUAUGGGCGCUGUAUAUGAUCCUGGGUAAAGGUGCCGAACUCAUCUGCAAUGCCAUUGGAUUUGGAUACCCUGCAUACGCCUCGAUGAUAGCUCUGGAGUCAGACACUAAGAUUGAUGACACAAAAUGGCUGACAUACUGGGUGACCUUUGCUGCCUUUAGUCUUUUGGAAUUUUUCUCAGAAAUUAUUUUGGAUUUUGUUCCAUUCUAUUGGCUGAUGAAGUGUAUUUUUCUGAUAUGGUGCUUUGCUCCCAUCUCCAACAAUGGUUCUCAGUUCUUGUACCACAGGGUGAUCAGGCCGGUCUUCCUCAAGAACAGGAAGUCUAUUGAUGAUGUCCUCAACAAGGCCACCACCAGUGCUGCGGGACUUGCCAAAGACGCUGCCGGCAAGCUCAUAUCGGGGAAGUCCGAGUGAAAGUUCCAUUCUCCACCUACGCCUGUAUACUGAAUAUGUCGAGGUGGCAACAUGGAUUGUUUGAAAAAGCUUUUCCAUGCUCGGUUUCUCUGUUUAGUGUUCAUAAUAUGUAAAUAAUUGUUAAUGCAUAUUGUGAUAUGUUAAUUGUGUAUGCACGUGCCAUGUAUUCUUGUUUUGUUGAGUCUCAGGUUUUUUUUUCUCUUUCCAUCACAGAGAUCUGUCAAGUUUCUGUAAUAACAUUGACUUUUUAAAACAGAUUGAUUUUAUUAGUAUAAUUGAAAACAAUCUUUGUAAUAAACUUUCAAAGUUA
Messenger RNA from Uloborus diversus, 996 nucleotides. RefSeq names its product receptor expression-enhancing protein 5-like. Lineage: Eukaryota; Metazoa; Arthropoda; Arachnida; Araneae; Uloboridae. The record is from RefSeq and is a predicted model, not a curated record. The transcript has 5 exons. The coding region runs from base 135 to 686 and encodes 183 amino acids.